CAGGAAAGCGAUGCUUCAAUGAAGACAUGGCGUCUGUGGCCGCCUGGCUGCCUUUCGCCAGGGCAGCGGCCAUAGGCUGGGUGCCCAUCGCGAACAAGCCCUUACCCGCGCCGCCCGUUACCAAAGAACAACGGAAAAGAGAAGAUGAAAAAUUUGUUAUCAAUGUGAGUGGACGGCGAUUUGAAACUUGGCGGAAUACCGUCGAAAAGUACCCGGACACACUACUCGGUUCUAACGAACGCGAGUUUUUCUACGACGAGGACUGCAAGGAAUACUUCUUCGACAGGGACCCGGAUAUCUUCCGGCACAUCCUCAACUAUUACAGGACUGGCAAGCUACACUACCCUAAGCAUGAAUGCCUAAUGUCGUACGAUGAGGAACUCGCCUUCUUCGGCAUCAUACCGGACGUGAUCGGAGAUUGCUGCUACGAGGACUACCGUGACAGGAAAAGGGAGAACGCGGAAAGGCUAAUGGACGACCGGCUGUCCGAAGCCAACGAGGCAGAUAACAUGCCACACGCCAAUAUCCGAGAGCGCAUGUGGAGAGCGUUUGAAAACCCUCACACAAGCACUGCGGCACUGGUCUUUUACUACGUGACUGGUUUCUUUAUUGCUGUCUCGGUGUUCGCGAACGUAUGCGAGACCCUCCCCUGCAGCAUGAACGAAGCGACCGGCGACACGAUGUCGUGCGGCGAGACGUACAAGGCGGCCUUCUUCUGUUUGGACACGGCCUGCGUCAUGAUCUUCACUGCCGAGUACCUCCUGCGGCUAUACGCCGCUCCCGAUCGUUGCCUAUAUAUGCGAAGCGUCAUGAGUGUCAUCGACGUGGUGGCGAUCAUGCCAUAUUACAUAGGACUCGGCAUAAAGGACAACGACGACGUUUCAGGGGCCUUUGUCACCCUCCGCGUCUUCCGGGUCUUCCGGAUCUUUAAGUUUUCGAGGCAUUCUCAGGGACUACGUAUCCUGGGAUAUACGCUCAAGAGUUGCGCCUCAGAGCUAGGCUUCCUUGUUUUUUCCCUGGCCAUGGCCAUCAUCAUCUUUGCCACCGUCAUGUUCUACGCGGAGAAAAACGUCGAGAAUACCACCUUUACCUCCAUCCCGUCGGCCUUUUGGUACACAAUUGUGACCAUGACAACCUUAGGGUACGGAGACAUGGUACCAGACACCCCUACGGGUAAAAUCGUGGGAGGUAUCUGUUCCCUGAGCGGCGUACUGGUGAUUGCCCUACCAGUACCCGUUAUUGUCUCCAAUUUUUCCCGAAUUUACCACCAGAGCCAGAGGGCUGAUAAGAGAAAAGCACAAAAGAAAGCCCGAAUGGCUCGUAUUAGAAUUGCUAAAGCGACUACAGGUGCAGCUUUUGUGAGUAAAAAGAAAGCCGUUGAAGCAAGAAUAGCUGCCCGGGAGAGUGGACAAGAGGUUGAGGACUUCCCUGAUGAUAUCUUUGAGCUACAACAUCAUCAUCUGUUAAGAUGUCUAGAAAAGACGACGGACCGCGAAUUUGUAGAACAUGAAGUGCCCUACAAUGGCCAACCUAACCGGCCAGCUUCAACACCCCCUCUGUCACCCCUUCCUUCCUUCUCUUCAGCUGAGAAUAUCAUCCUUCAGAGCUGCUGUGGCAGAAGAUGCAGUAAGAAAUCUUACCAGCAUCACCGGGGUACAACAUCAUCUGACCACGAAGAGGAGCUAAACGAUGUCCAAGUGCGGUUACAGAACCGGACCUCACCGGACGGCGGCCACUUCCACCGUCCUAGCCUGGGCAACGCCACCGUAGCCACCACCGUGUCCAGCUCAGGCACUGCUACGGUUGUCACCCUGCCUCACCCAGAAUCUGACCGAAAUCCCUCAAACGUCGGCAGUCCACCUGGUACCACCAGUGGCACCGGAAGCGGUGUUGGUGGUGGAGGAAUUGGAAGUGGUACUGUUAGGAUCAGCACUCUAUAAUGAAACUGAAAAGAGCCUUCUUAGGUUAGCAAAAAUGAAACAUUUAACAAAGGAAAAAGGUUCUACUUCUUCUUCCACGUGGCCUUCCGAGGUAAAUCCGUUGGUUCUGGUUCCAGUUUUCGCACCAGAACAAGAUCUUGAUGAAAAUAUAUCCCUUUGGCCUUAUAACCAUUACUCCAAGCAUCAAAAUAAACCUUGUCGGUUUACAGUCGAACAAAACAGAAUGGAAACGAUGUAUCAGGACGUAUACCACGUUCCACCGUACUGUCCCGGAUGGAGAACCACAGAUCAUUUGAUUGUUUGGUGCAGUAUUAUCAGCAACGCCAUCGACACCAAACCUCUAAUAGUUAAGCUCGUAUCGAGUCCCUAUAUCCCAAUUGUUAGUAAAUAGUAGUUACGAAAUGCAAUUAUUUUAAAUCUAGUCAAAUUAUUGGGCUGGUUUGCGUUUAAACAAAUGAGUAUCGAUUUGUGUCCUGAAUGGUAAAAUACAUAUUGGUUAGGUUUUGAUAAGUUACGAACCUAUCGUGGGCUUUCAAAGUUAGAAAUUUUGCCGAAAUGCCUAAUGAUUGUCUGUAUUGAUGUUGAGUACAGAAAUUGUCUAAGAAAAAUGAAAAUGAUAGUAUUUCUACAAACAGAAAAAGACUAAUCUUAAUUUUAUUUAGACAAAGACUAAAAAUAUAAAUUAACUAUUAAAUUAAGCCUUUUUUUAAUUUCCUAAGGCAACUAAAUUAUUCAGACAUCAACUUCUAAUUCUCAUAAAAUGUUAUUUUUUUUAUUCUAAAAAGAAAUAAAUAACACCAUCAUCAUCUUUCAUUAUUUUGUUACAGACGUUUCCUUUUGUUAGAAGAAAAAUUAUAUCUAAACCAAUUUCCACUUUUUUAUAUGUCACAGAAUUUAUUUAUUAAUACGUUUUUUUUAUGAACAUAAAAUUUAAAAAUUCCAUUUUAUGACCAAUAAUCAUUUUUGCAUUAUGCGAAAACACCAUUAAGUUAUAAAAAACAGUUAAAUAACAUUAAUAAAAAUAUUUACAUUGCAGAAAUAAUCAGAAUAUAGCAUUUAUGAAAAAUAAUUUAGAUUAAAA
Parasteatoda tepidariorum (common house spider) is the source of this 3021-nucleotide messenger RNA. RefSeq names its product potassium voltage-gated channel protein Shal-like. Lineage: Eukaryota; Metazoa; Arthropoda; Arachnida; Araneae; Theridiidae. Gene Ontology annotation, molecular function: protein binding; A-type (transient outward) potassium channel activity. The record is from RefSeq and is a predicted model, not a curated record. Gene Ontology annotation, biological process: potassium ion transmembrane transport; action potential; protein homooligomerization. Gene Ontology annotation, cellular component: voltage-gated potassium channel complex; membrane.